Artibeus jamaicensis (Jamaican fruit-eating bat) is the source of this 546-nucleotide messenger RNA. RefSeq names its product 60S ribosomal protein L12-like. NCBI's taxonomy places the organism in Eukaryota, Metazoa, Chordata, Mammalia, Chiroptera, Phyllostomidae. Gene Ontology annotation, biological process: translation. Gene Ontology annotation, molecular function: large ribosomal subunit rRNA binding; structural constituent of ribosome. Bases 55 to 546 code for a protein of 163 amino acids. Gene Ontology annotation, cellular component: ribosome; cytosolic large ribosomal subunit. The record is from RefSeq and is a predicted model, not a curated record. The transcript has 2 exons.
GACUUUCUUCAGUCGUCCUGAGUCUGGGUUCAUCUGACACCAGCUGCCUCUACCAUGCCACCCAAGUUCAACCCUGAGAUCAAAGUCAUGUACCUGAGGUGUCCCAAUGGGGAAGUCAGUGCCACGUCUGCCCGGGCCUUCAAGAUCAGUCUCCUGGGUCUGUCACCAAACAAGAUUGGUGAUGACAUUGCCAAAGCAACCAGUGAUUGGAAGGGUCUGUGGACGACAGUGAAACUGACCAUUCAGAACAGACAGGCCCAGGCGGAGGUAGUGCCUCCCGCCUCUGCCCUGGUCAUCAAAGCCCUCGGAGAACCCCCACGAGACAGAAAGAAGCAGAAAAUUAACAUUAGGCACAGUGAAAAUAUCAGUUUUAAUGAGACUGUCGACAUUGCCCAGCAGAUGCGUCAGCGAUCUUUUGAACUGUCUAGAACCACUGAAGAGCUCCUGGGGACAGCCCAGCCUGCGGGCUGCAGUGUCGAUGGCCACCACCCUCAUGACAUCACAGAAGACACCAACAGCGGUGCAGUGGAGUGCCCGGCUAAUUAA